GCAAUCUGUAUCAGAUGUGACCAUACAUAAAGGGAAACAACUCAGAAAGAAAUCUAUAAUACCAUAUCUAUUUAUAGAUUAAACUUUGGUCUGACCGGUCACAUUCUAUAAUGACUUUUAUGUAAGACCAUAACAAAGAAAACCUAACGUCAAAGUGAAUGUGCACAUGUUUAAGAAACAGUUUGUUAGUAUGAAGAGUUAUUAACAGGUCCAGGUAUGAGGUGUGUGAGUGAUGUGCGGGUGCCUGUCUAUCUGCUGGUCGUCCUGUUUGGUAUGGGCUCCUGGGUGGCGGUGAACGGGCUCUGGGUGGAGCUACCCCUUCUGGUGGAUGGAGCACCUGAGGGCUGGGGGCUCCCCUCAUACAUCAUCAUUAUUGCCCAGCUAGCCAACAUAGGACCCUUAGUGUACACAAUCCUGAACAAGCUGGCCCCUAGAAAGGUGCAGGAGAAGCAUGGUGUGUUCUUCAUUGUCGCUGCUGGAGCCACUGCCUGCCUAUUGCUCGUGUUUUUGUGGAGGAAGACAGCUUAUAUUGGAGGUGUGAAGCACAGCACGGGGCUGAUAUUUUCGGCAUUUCUUCUGUCCAUGGCAGACUGUACAUCGUCAGUGGUGUUUCUGCCGUACAUGUCUAUGUUCAAGCCCCAGUACAUCUCAGCUCUGUACAUAGGUGAAGGCUUAAGUGGCCUUCUGCCCAGUCUGGUGGCACUGGGCCAGGGUGUGGGUAAAACUGUGUGUGUCAAUCAGACUGUGAACACUACUACAAAUGAGACAAAGAUGUUCCCGGAAUAUCUACCUCCUCAUUUUCCACUGGAACACUUCUUUUAUUUCCUAUUUGCAAUCAUGAUAACAUGUGGAUUGUCGUUUUCAUUACUCCAUUACCUGCCAUACUGCAAGCAAGAGCAUGUUUCAAACAAUGUGGACAUCUCAACAAAUACCAAGAUGUUGAGUGCAAGUACAGCGUCCUAUAGGUAUUCAGAGUUCAGAAAUGACGACAAUCUACAGUUAGAAUUUGAGCAACCAACACUGGGAAAGACAGCAUUUCUUCACAAAAGGAACUUUGUAUACCUGCUGGUAUUAGUUGGCAUUAUAAAUGCCCUUAUAAAUGGGAUUUUACCAUCUGUAUCAUCCUACGCAACUCUGCCGUACGGAACUGAGGCGUACCACCUAUCCAACACAUUGGGCAUGAUCGCAAACCCACUGGCAUGUGCCUUAGCUUUCUUUCUCCCUGUGAUGUCACUUCCUGUGAUAAGUAUAUCAACAUUCCUAGGAAUCGCUAUGGCAACAUUUGUACUGACAAUUGCUGCAUACAGCCCCUCACCCCCACUGUACACCGACAAUGGUGGACCAGCAUUAAUUGUUAUAGCCUCUGUUCUAGUCAGUGGUCUGAUGUCAUUUUCCAAAGUGAGUAUAGCCUCUGUGCUGCGGCUGAAUGGACGGAGGGCACUUUUGUUGUGUGGCAUUAUUACACAGGUCGGGUCCAUGCUCGGAGCCAUACUGAUGUUCAUCCUCGUCAACUUAAUGCAUUUAUUUCAUGACAAACAAGCAUGUAUUUAAUUGACAUUUUCUUGCAGACAAAAUGGUGAUAUACCUUGUUCUGUAACUGAUGUGAUUCAGACUUGGAAAGCAAAGACAGAACAAAAUGAUCUCUUUUUCUAAUAUUACAGAUUUCUUUAUAUUUCUGACAAAAUCAACUGUUUAAUUUGUGGUGAUGACCAACAUUUGUAGCACACUUUGAAAUAAUAAAGCUUCAAGCGGUAA
Molecule: messenger RNA, 1755 nt
Organism: Mya arenaria
Lineage: Eukaryota; Metazoa; Mollusca; Bivalvia; Myida; Myidae
Product: solute carrier family 52, riboflavin transporter, member 3-B-like
Exons: 3
Coding region: 217-1551 (444 amino acids)
Biological process (GO): riboflavin transport
Cellular component (GO): plasma membrane
Molecular function (GO): riboflavin transmembrane transporter activity
Source: RefSeq, a predicted model, not a curated record